Amphimedon queenslandica is the source of this 1330-nucleotide messenger RNA. RefSeq names its product decaprenyl-diphosphate synthase subunit 2-like. Gene Ontology annotation, molecular function: prenyltransferase activity. Bases 135 to 1190 code for a protein of 351 amino acids. The transcript has 5 exons. The record is from RefSeq and is a predicted model, not a curated record. NCBI's taxonomy places the organism in Eukaryota, Metazoa, Porifera, Demospongiae, Haplosclerida, Niphatidae. Gene Ontology annotation, cellular component: transferase complex; mitochondrion. Gene Ontology annotation, biological process: isoprenoid biosynthetic process; ubiquinone biosynthetic process.
CGCCUAUUCAUGGGCGGGCUCUAGACCACGUUGAAGAUGGUUGCAUAAGAAGAAGGGCACGAGAGCAUGACAGAACUUAAAGAAGGUUUUGAGUCGAGUAUAGCAGCUGCAUGAAACAGUAGACCACUUUAAGAAUGUUUGCUAUUACCUGUAAAGCAAGGUUCAGACUUGGAAGAAGCAUCUGGUCACUUCUUCCUCCAUCUCUCUUCCUCUCCUCCUUUCCUACCAGCCCAGAUCACCCAAUACUCAGUCCAAAUACUUCCAGUAGUUCUUUUACAAGUAGUUUAGAGAGACUAAUAGGCUAUCCUACACCUCUACUGAGCCUGAGGCAUCUCUUAGGGAACGAGUUAUCUCAUUUGUCAGGUCAUGCACGACGACUACUAGCCAGUCAGCACCCAAUAGUGGAAAGAAGCAAGUCUUUCAUUAAUGCUGGUUCUCAUUCUCCUUCGCAUACCCAAGGAAUGCUCACACUGCUAGUCGCCAAAGCGCUCAACCUCGUCAAUCCUGUUUUACCGGAUCUGGACCAGUUUGGCAUUCUCCCGAGCCAGAGGGUCCUAGCUGAAGUGACCGAGAUGAUUGCUAUUGCUCACAUGAUACAUAGAGAAGUUGUUGAUUUAGAGUUGAUGGAGGAAGGAGAGGGUACAAGAGAGGAGACACUAAAGGGAGGAUAUGAGGAAGGAUCGAGCAGUGAUUCUGGUGAUUUAUCAUUUGGUAAUAAGCUAGUUAUUCUUGGAGGUGACAUACUUCUAGCGAGAGCAUGCAAGGAGCUUUCACUCCUUUAUAAGCCGCAGGUAGUUGGGCUAAUGUCUCAAGGUAUAUCUAGUCUAAUGGAGGAUACCUUCAAAGCACAGGAUAGUGUUAGUAGUCACAGACAGCAGCUCCAGUCUUCAUCAAGAAUGAGGCGACCAGAUAGACAGCCAUUGCUAGCUAGCAGUUGUCAGUCUUGUGCGAUAGUAGCCGAGUUAGAUCCAUUGAGACGGAAACAAGCAUCUGAUUUAGGACUUUAUAUAUCUAUACUACUACAAGCUCCAGACCGAACUGAGUCAAGUCAUGACAAGAUUGAUGCUAGAGAUGAUAAUGAAUGUCAUUAUGUCUCAAAUUUAGCCCUCUCCAUUUUGGAAGAACUGCCAGAGAGCGAACCAAGAAAUGUUUUAUCAAACUUUGUUGCCAGUAGAUGCAAUGAGACAUAGGGGAAGGAUACAAAUAGUUUGCUCUCUCUUUAGCUCUAUAAUUUAUCAUUAAACUUCAGUCUAGUAUGUAAUAUCUGCUGCAUCCACUCAGCCUCUAUUUUAUUGUUGUUAUUAUUAUUUAUUUUAUUGAGAAAUUUUAA